Messenger RNA from Argentina anserina (silverweed cinquefoil), 1050 nucleotides. Its product is annotated as chitinase 10-like. Bases 74 to 898 code for a protein of 274 amino acids. Gene Ontology annotation, biological process: chitin catabolic process; carbohydrate metabolic process; cell wall macromolecule catabolic process. Lineage: Eukaryota; Viridiplantae; Streptophyta; Magnoliopsida; Rosales; Rosaceae. The transcript has 2 exons. Gene Ontology annotation, molecular function: chitinase activity. The record is from RefSeq and is a predicted model, not a curated record.
UACUAUAUUAGUUUUCUCUUGUAUAUAUUCAUCAAGUCGGGACAAACUAUCAUCACCUGCAACUCCUAAAUCCAUGGCUAUAGUAUCGCUAUCAUCUUCAGUCUUGUUCUUCUUCCUCACCACCAUCUCUGUUUUCUCCAUCUCAUCAUGGGGAGUUGAGGCUUAUCCAGUAUCUGCUUUGAUCAACGAAACGCUUUACAACAACUUGUUUCUACACAAGGACGACACUGCAUGCCCUGCAAAUAAUUUCUACACCUAUAGCUCAUUCAUCAAAGCAACCAAAUGCUUCCCGAGAUUCGGCACCACCGGAAGUCUAGCGACCCGGAAGCGUGAGAUAGCUGCGUUUCUUGCUCAGAUUUCUCACGAGACCACCGGCGGAUGGGCUACUGCCCCCGAUGGACCAUACUCGUGGGGUUUGUGCUUUAAAGAGGAAGUCAAUCCGGGAAGCAAUUACUGCGACGACACCAACAAGGAGUGGCCGUGCUAUCCUGGAAAAUCUUACAAAGGAAGAGGACCGAUUCAACUAUCUUGGAACUAUAACUAUGGUCAGGCAGGCAAAGCAUUAGGGUUUGACGGGCUUAAAAAUCCAGAAGUAGUAGCAAACAAUUCCCUAAUAGCUUUCAGAACAGCUCUAUGGUUCUGGAUGACUGAGCAAAAGCCAAAACCCUCUUGUCACGAUGUCAUGGUCGGUCGAUAUGUGCUCACGAAAGCUGACAUUGCCGCUAAUAGAACCGUCGGAUUCGGAAUGGUUACGAACAUCAUCAACGGAGGACUCGAGUGUGGAAUAGGCAGCGAUGCACGAGUGAAUGAUCGAAUUGGUUAUUUCGAAAGAUAUGCUAGUCUGUUUGGUGUUCAAACAGGACCGAAUUUAGACUGUGAAAAUCAGAAGUCCUUUUAGUUAUUGUAAGUUGUAACAGAUCACAUAGUUAAUUAAUUGGUCUAGCUCGCAAGCCUAUCGUAUGAUGUUAAAUUGUUAAUGCAUGCUUUGAUCACAUGCAUCCGUCUCCAUCCAAAAAAAUAAUGUAGAUUAUAGCUAGCGAGUUAUAUGGA